Ananas comosus (pineapple) is the source of this 1984-nucleotide messenger RNA. Its product is annotated as ethanolamine-phosphate cytidylyltransferase-like. The record is from RefSeq and is a predicted model, not a curated record. The transcript is spliced from 10 exons. Bases 169 to 1722 code for a protein of 517 amino acids. NCBI's taxonomy places the organism in Eukaryota, Viridiplantae, Streptophyta, Magnoliopsida, Poales, Bromeliaceae. Gene Ontology annotation, cellular component: cytoplasm. Gene Ontology annotation, molecular function: ethanolamine-phosphate cytidylyltransferase activity. Gene Ontology annotation, biological process: phosphatidylethanolamine biosynthetic process.
CUCUCUCUCUCUCUCUCUCUCUCUCUUUCUCUCUCUCCUCGCGAAGCCUCCUCCAAUGGCGCGAGCUCGAGAGCCUCCUCGUCUCUGCGAACGCUAGGGUUUCCAAAAAAGCCAUAGAUCCGAAACCUCCUCGUCAUCCUUUUCUUCCUCGCGGUUAAUUCCUCUCCUAUGGAUCCCGAGGCCCCCGCGAGCUCGCGCUUCGUCGCGGCGCUCAUCCUCGGUGGCCUCGUCGUCGGCGUCUCCGCCCUCGCCUUCCACCUCGGCCUCGCCACGCCGCGGCCGACGCCGCCGUACACGUGGUGGUGGCGGAGGAGGAAGAAGAAGACGAGGCCGGUGCGGGUGUACAUGGACGGGUGCUUCGACAUGAUGCACUACGGCCACUGCAACGCGCUGCGCCAGGCGCGGGCGCUCGGCGACGAGCUCGUCGUUGGGGUCGUCAGCGACGACGAGAUCACCGCCAACAAGGGCCCCCCCGUGACCCCACUCCAUGAGAGGUUGAUAAUGGUGCGAGCUAUAAAGUGGGUGGAUGAGGUUAUUCCAGAUGCCCCUUAUGCCAUUACAGAAGAUUUUAUGAACAAGCUGUUCACCGAGUAUAAUAUAGACUAUAUCAUCCAUGGAGAUGAUCCUUGCCUACUCCCUGAUGGUACAGAUGCCUAUGCCCUUGCAAAGAAGGCUGGCCGUUAUAAGCAGAUUAAACGAACUGAAGGAGUAUCUAGCACAGACAUUGUUGGUCGUAUGCUUCUUUGUGUGAGGGAGAGAUCCAUUGGUGAUAGUCAUAAUCAUUCUUCUUUACAAAGGCAGUUUAGCCAUGGGCACAGCCAGAAGGUUGAGGAAGGUGGAUCUAGAAGCGGAACUCGGAUAUCUCAUUUUCUGCCUACAUCCCGGCGAAUAGUACAGUUCUCAAAUGGGAAGGGACCAGGUCCUGAUGCUCGCAUUGUUUACAUAGAUGGUGCAUUUGAUCUUUUCCAUGCUGGACAUGUGGAGAUAUUGCGUAUUGCUCGAGAACUUGGAGAUUUUUUGCUUGUGGGCAUCCAUACUGAUCAGACGGUCAGUGCUACUCGUGGACACCAUCGCCCCAUUAUGAAUCUUCAUGAGAGAAGCUUGAGUGUUUUGGCUUGUCGUUAUGUGGAUGAAGUGAUUAUUGGUGCCCCAUGGGAAAUUUCAAAAGAUAUGAUUACUACAUUUAAUAUCUCGUUGGUUGUACAUGGGACCAUUGCUGAAAACAUGGAUUUUCGGAAGGACGAGUCAAACCCAUAUGCGGUACCAAUGGCUAUGGGCAUCUACCAGCAACUAGAAAGCCCUUUAGACAUCACAACUAGUACUAUUAUCAAGAGGAUUGUUGCCAAUCAUGAGGCAUAUCAGGACAUGUCUUUCCACGUGAAUUAUAAAUAUAUAAGCAGUAGGUGGCAUGUUUGGUUGUCAACCUAUGUUCAACAAAACGGAAUGAAAAGAAAGAAGCGAGUGAGAGGAAGUACUACGAGGGCAAAACUUAUGUAUCUGGAGACUGAACUCUUCUUAGGGGCUUUGGUAGAAACUGUUGGUGGAGAUACAUCUGCUAUUCUCGUAUCCUCGAUCAGCAAAUCCUUUUCUUGCUGCAUCUGCAGGCUAAUCCGGAGUUUCUCAUUCACGUUCCAAUUAGCUCGAGAGUAUAUAUAUAGGCUGCUGCAGUUAUAUCUUGUUAGCCAGUGGUUAGAGCUGUUUUUUUCGUCUGAUUUUAGGUAGAGCUUGUUACUACAUAAAGAGGGUCUCUUUUAUUUCAUUUUUGGUUUCUUUUUUUUUUUUGGUUUUUACUGUUCUAACUUUUGGCUCCUGUGCCCUUCUCGUCCUAUCCUGUAGUUAUCAGACGAGUUGUUUGUAUUGUUUGUAAACCACUGGGAGUAUGGUCUCAUCUAGCUCUUGUAUGAUCUUUGACAUAAAAGGAGAACUUUUUAAUCUGGUGAAAAAGGAUUAAUGUUGUAAGCGUCGGGGCUUACGACGCAACUUA